CAAAGCUUCUACCCUGCCAUGGGAUUAAUGAACAUCAGAAGAUCUUCAUGAUGAAAUUAUUGUUGAUUCAUGAUUCAUCAACCCUCCGAUGUUUGAAGAUGUGAAAAGCUCAAAGAAGAGCGUGACUGCAUGCGACUCCCAUGUGGCCCAUUUGGCUCCAAGCAGGGGUCACAAGAUGCACAGUAGAAGACAUUGGUGUUUCAUGUGACUCCAGCUCAAGUCCAGGAUGUCCGGGGCCCACGGGCUGGCCCAAUGACGCUAAAGGCGUUCUCACAAGGUCGGCCGAAAAAUCCGCUGCCACCUGUGGAAGAUCCGCCACAGCUGGCACUCUCAAUCUCAGUCUCCGAAGAAUCGGCAAAGAUGGAGGGAAAAGAAGGCAAGAUAGAAGCCUUCUUGGCCCAGGCAAGGAAGACCCUGGCGCCCUACUGCCGGCACAUUGUUCACAAUAGGUAUUUUCAACUUGCCAUGUUUGUCGCGCUGCUUUUAGCGCUCUUCUUGCCGGACAUGUGGGUCAUCACCAACCGACCCAACAACAGCGACCUGGAUGUGCUCCUGACUUUGGUGGGCGUGAUGUUCAUUUUCGAGCUUUUGGUGCAAUCCAUUGGCAUGUACAAGAGUUACUUGUACUCCUUCUUCUUUUGGAUGGAUUUGUGUGGUGCUGGCUCUUUGCUGCUAGACCUCUCGUAUGUCAUGCAGUCCGACCAGGAGGUCGGUACUGAAACCGUCUCCAACAAUGCCAUCAUCAUGCGUGCGGCCCGCGUGGCCAAGUUGGGCGCUCGCGCUGGGCGCUUCACCAAACUGGCCAAGUUGUUGAGGUUCCUGCCUGGCAUGGGCAAUGUGGACGACGGUGCUGGCACUGCCAAACUGAUUUCAUCCAAGUUGAUCACCGCCUUGUCGACGAGAACGAGCUGCCUCAUCAUUUUGCUGGUGAUUAUCAUGCCGCUCUUCAAUCUUUGGGCCUAUCCCGAGGAGGACUGGUCUCCAAACUCCUUCGUCAAGAUUUUGGAGGCGUGCUAUGUGCGCUACCCUUCACGGUUUUCGCUUCAACUGGAUGAGUUGACAGCCUUCUAUGCACAGAAGUCCUACCAGCCAUGGAGAAUCUCUGCCAGGGACGAUGUGCAGCCUCCAGUGCAGGUUGCAGCUGCGCUGCCUAGGACAUUUCCUGCGCUCACACCUUUGCGGAUGAGCAACAACAUGGUGUUUGUUGGAAAUUAUUUGAAGGUCGAGUUCAACUUCGCGUCGCCAAACCAGCUGGAUGCGUGGAUGAACGUCGUGCUGCUGCUCUUGGUGAUGGUCUUGAUGAUCACCUUCUCGCUGAUCCUUUCGCAGUCAGUCUCCAACAUCGUUCUAAAGCCUUUGGAGCAGCUUCUGACGCAGGUUCGACAGAUGGCAUCCACCAUUUUCCAGUCCGUCACCGACAUGGAGGUGGUCAUGAAGGAGGACGCCCAUGACGACCGUUCCGAUCAGGAGGAGAGUGUGGAAGAUACCAACAAAUUUGGGAAUGAGACGCAACUCCUGGCCAAGGUCGUGCAGAAGUUGGCCGUCAUCAGUGAGAUCACGAUGAAUAAGCCAGUCUUGGACGCACAAACCUUGCAGAAUCUCGCUGAGGGCGAUCGUGCGGUGAUCUCUGGCUUCCAGGGUACCACGCAGGAUACUGAGUUCGCAGACCGGGGAGAGGAAGUGGAAAAUGUCCUCGACAUGGAGGCGAUCGAAUUGGCCCAGCGUGCCAUGGUGGAAAAUGCUGGGCUGUCCAUGGAUCUCCUCGACUCGUGGAACAUCAACCCUUUGGAGUUGGACAAAGCGAGGAACCAUGUGGCAGCCAUGUACUUCUGCAGCUCCCACAACCAUGGCGUGGAGUUCGAUUCGGUGGUCAUGGGCAACUUCCUGAGUGAUGCAGAGAGCGGCUAUGUGAAGUCUGCCCCGUACCACAAUUGGUUCCAUGCUGUGGAUUGUACACAUGCAGUCUGGCGCUUGCUGGGCCUUUGCGCUGCGGAUGUCUACCUCAAUCGUGAAGAAAGGUAUGCGGUGCUGGUGAGUGCGGUAUGCCAUGACAUUGGCCAUCCAGGUCUCAACAAUGGCUUUCUCAUAGAGACAUCGCAUGAGCUAGCACUGCGCUACAAUGACAAAUCGCCACUCGAAAACAUGCACUGUUCAAGGAUGUUCGAGCUGGUUGGCCAGGCCAGAUGCAACAUUUUCUCGACCUUGUCGAAGACACAGUACCAUGAGGUUCGGAAGGUCUGUGUGGAGGCGAUUCUUCACACAGACAAUGCACAGCAUUUCUCCAUGAUCAAAGACGUGCAGAUGCUCUACGAGGUGAGUGCAGACAUUUGGGAUGCAUCGAGACAGCUCUUCCUUCAAGAGGAUGAUCCAAGCCUGGCUCAAGAGGCGGUCGAUGCCUUGCGGGUGCCCGACAAUCGGAAGCUGAUGGUGAACCUGAUCCUUCAUACUUCAGACAUCUCCAAUUCGAUGAAGCCCUUCCGCAUCAGUCGAAUCUGGGCCUGGCAAGUCUUGGAAGAGUUCUUCCUGCAAGGCGAUGCAGAAGCAAGAAUCGGAGUGCCAGUCCAAGCGCUCAAUGACCGCAACACCGUGAACCGGCCCUUCUCUCAGGUUGGCUUCAUUGAGUUCUUGGUCUCUCCACUGAUCUUUGCCGCCAUGAGAAUCCUUCCAGCGACUGAGCAUCUGGCGGUGCAGAUGCUGAUGAAUGCCAGGUCAUGGCAGAAGCAGUGGGAAAAUGAGGGGAAGGUCCCACCAUCGGACCAUGACAAGAAGCUCCUGAACGAGCGAAUCAUCAAGAUGGAGAACAAAUUCCGAAGCUGCCAGGCUGGCAAGAGUGCGCCCGAGAAGCUGGACCGAUGAGUUCGGCCAAAGCCGGCACAUGGCUCCAGGCCUUCACGGCCCCGAGGGGGCCGGGUUUCACCUGCGCGCUGAUGCGGCACACCUCGCGAACGGCAAGGCGUCCGGAAGCCUGGAGGUCUUGCCGUGGGGUUGAAACUC
Messenger RNA from Durusdinium trenchii, 2994 nucleotides. NCBI's taxonomy places the organism in Eukaryota, Dinophyceae, Suessiales, Symbiodiniaceae. The record is from the annotation of a GenBank genome assembly.